Messenger RNA from Mytilus trossulus (common blue mussel), 1896 nucleotides. RefSeq lists its product as uncharacterized. The coding region runs from base 207 to 1487 and encodes 426 amino acids. The transcript is spliced from 2 exons. The record is from RefSeq and is a predicted model, not a curated record. Lineage: Eukaryota; Metazoa; Mollusca; Bivalvia; Mytilida; Mytilidae.
AAGAGAUAGGUAAAAAUGUUGAUAUUAUCGUUAUUCUAAUUCGUUUUUAUUGAAAUUUACUCAUCCGUCAUAUUUAAAAACAAUUUUCUUUAGAAAACAUUUAAAUAUGGCGACAUUAAAGAUGUGAAGGUUUAUAAGUGUGUAUAUCUACUGUGUGACCGGAAUUUAUAACUAGAUAAAAACAUUGUCAAUCAAUUCAGUGAAAAAUGGAGGAAAAUGAACAUUACGGUACAGAAAGAGUGAUAAAAAUCAGAAAAUUCAAAGGAGGCAAGAGAAGAGUACAAACAUCCAACAAAGCAAUAGACUUCAAAUGGAGUUCACAUUCUUAUACUUUGAAUCAUAUUACAAAUAACUUUCGACUUCCUUGUGCCGUCAAGUGCAGUGUCGAGUCCUGUAGUCUAGAUUGGAAUCUUUUACAUUUUGACCUAUCCCAGCCUUUGUUGCUUCACAGUCACAGAGCAGCAAAGAAGGUGAAAGCGGCUGUGAUGAAACUAGACUCCGAGAAAGGAGAACUGCAGGAGACUGGCAGACAUGUUGUUAUACCACAGGACUAUAAUGGUUGGUUUACUUUAUUGAAUGAUCCUAAAGAGAAGUACCUACCAGAUACCACGCUAGAAUCAGUGGCUCAAAAGGACACAGACCAAGUUUUGGUAGCAAACAGUAUCAGUUGUUUGUGUUUAACAGACAGUGAACAAGGAGAAAAACAGUCAGUAAGAAAACAAAUAUCUUCUGGUGAAAUUCUACAAAUAAAACGAACGGAUGUUGCGGGAUCUUUAACGAGGAGAUCCCCGCCUUCCAAAUAUUUAGUUUGCACAGACGAAAAAGACAAGGACAUUUAUUUACCGAUAUCACAAAAUGGAAAAUUUUACAAAGUGAACAAAUUGGUAACAAAUGAUGGAUUAUUUCAAAUUAAAGACGUCUUAGACGAUCGAUCUCAUUUACCAAUGAACAUUCGACAUGUGAUAGGAGAAGUCCCAUUAUUUUCUUCUGAAUAUUCCAGUUACCUAAAAUGCGAUGACAUUAUUGAGGAAGAAACAGCACUUGCCUCAUCAAUGGAUGACGAUUUAUUACUUCUUGAAUUACAAAUCAAAACUCCUAUGAAAUUCUACAUUGCUUUAAACGAAGCUGUUAUGAAGCAGAGUGACUUUUAUUCAGAUGCAUUUCAAAACUGUGAAACGGAAGGUGAAGACUAUAUUCGGGGAAUAAAAUUUUCAUUCACGCUAUCCCCGGAGUCGUACUCUGUGUGUAAUUCCCUCCGUUCGCUGCACGACGAUGAUUCUAUGACGGAAUCUUACUAUGGCACUGACAGUGACUUGGAAGAAGAAGAUGCACAAUCUGAAUUUUCGAUAAAAUGGGAUCCAACAAACACGGGACAUUCUGAAAAAGCAGAAAUAAAGCACGUGCCUAAAAUAUUUAACAGCAGUAUUAACUGUCCAAAGACUGAAGACAAUGUGCGGCAAUGGAACGAAGAACCUGAAACGGUGUAAACAUGAUUUGAAUAAACUUCUGUUUACUCUUCUGAUUUAUAGAUAAAGCUAUACUUUUGGUCUCUAGCAUACUUGAUGAAAUUUCUUUAAGAAACACGUACGCUUAUAUAACACACAAAAACACAUACACAUUCAAAGGAAAAUCCCCUCUUGAUUUUUAUACUGACUAAGAAUUUAUUUUAAAGAUGUAAUCUUUUUAAACAGAACAGUACUUGUAUUUAUAAUGCAUUUUGAUUUCUUUUAAUUCAUCAAGGAUUUGAUCAUCCUGCAAUAUGUAUAUAUUAUUUAUAAUAAAAUGUACCAUGUCACGGGGGGAAAAUCCAUUUGAAUUAGAUCUUUGGCAUGAGAAUUAUCGAUGUACGAAUAAUAAUUAAAACUACAAGACAGAAUUAAAAUGCAUUAACCAUGA